AUGGCGUUCGCUUACUCUGCAUUGAGGAUGUCGUUGUGUAGAAUUAGUCCUUUUCGUGCAAGCCAGUUCUAUCCCGCCACGUUCGCUUUAGCCCGCACCAACCGAAUCCUGUGCAAGUCUUCGCAUUCUGUAUCUUCGUCUCCUUCUCCGUCUGAUAUUUCUUCUUCUUCUUCUCCUCCUUCUUUUCCGUUGAUGGAAGCAAAUGAAAAUCCGAGGUGGAGACCCAUGUGCUUGUAUCACACUCACGGCAAGUGCACAAAGAUGGAUGAUCCUGCACAUUUGGAGAUUUUCAACCAUGACUGUUCCAAGGAACUUCCAGUGACCGCGGCUGAUCUCGAGAGAAAGAAGCCGCAAGAAUUCGACUUUCUCUUGGUGCUUGACUUGGAAGGAAAAGUUGAGAUUCUUGAGUUUCCCGUUUUGAUCUUGGACGCCAAAACUAUGGAAGUCGUAGACUUGUUCCACAGGUUUGUAAGACCCACCAAAAUGAGCGAGGAAGCAAUCAACAAAUACAUCGAAGGCAAGUACGGAGAACUCGGUGUUGAUCGCGUGUGGCAUGACACAGCUAUUCCGUUUAAGCAAGUUGUUGAGGAGUUUGAAGCCUGGUUAGCUGAGCAUAGCUUGUGGAGUAAACAAGCAAACGGUGCUCUGAACGAUGCAGCUUUUGUAACCUGUGGGAAUUGGGAUAUAAAGACAAAGAUUCCUGAGCAAUGCGUGGUGUCGAGUAUCAAUCUUCCACAGUAUUUCAUGGAGUGGAUUAAUCUCAAAGACGUCUACUUGAAUUUCUACGGACGUGAGGCGAGAGGAAUGUUGUCAAUGAUGAGGCAAUGUGGGAUUAGGGUCAUGGGAAGUCACCAUCUGGGCAUUGAUGACACGAAGAACAUCACGAGGGUGGUGCAACGGAUGCUCGGGGAGGGUGCCGUAUUCAAGAUCACAGCUCGAAGGAGCAAGUCUAAUAUGAGAAACGUCGAGUUUCUCUUCAAGAACCGGAUCAAGUAA
Molecule: messenger RNA, 996 nt
Organism: Microthlaspi erraticum
Lineage: Eukaryota; Viridiplantae; Streptophyta; Magnoliopsida; Brassicales; Brassicaceae
Source: the annotation of a GenBank genome assembly